AUGCACUCCUACCAUCCUCUCUCUCAUCACUAUAUUCUAUAUCAAGUCUUUUGUUUCAAUAACUCCCAACGAGAAUUCUAUAAUUAUGCGUUUGUGAACUCUCAGUGGAAUGUGACGGUCUCGCCUUUUUUGUACAAGGCGCCAAAGCUCAUUGAGAGAAAUGUCGAAAAGUGUCGACAAACUCUUUGUCUUGCAAAGGAAAAAAAAGCCACGUUAGCAUACAACGAAAUGGUAAGGGAAUGGAACAUUAGGGACGCAGAGUUAGCAUACCUUAUAUCGGAUUAUUGUCCUAAUAUCGAAAAAAUUUCGUGUAGUGGUGAAAUUGCUAACGCUCGGGCGUACCCCUCGAUGAUCCACGAUUUAAUUAAAUCCUGGAAGAAUCUAAGGUCCAUAUCUCUAUCCCAUAAAAAUGGGACAGACGAAUCGUUAACACAGGUGUCAAUUCAUUGUACGGAACUGGAGGAAUUGGUGGUUGUGAAUGGUGAAGUGACUGAUCUCGGAAUUUGUGAGGUGGUCAAAAGGUGUAGGAAACUAAAGGAAAUCACAUUGCACUCUUGCAAAGAGAUAACCGACGAAACUUUUGUCUCGAUGUCAAAAUAUUGCAAAUUGUCGAAACUGCAGUUGAAGCAUUGUCCGAGGAUCACUGACAAAGGAAUCCUUGCGCUGGCCAAUCCAACAUUUACGAAAAGGUUACGAUAUUUACAUUUGGAAGACAUUGGAGUCAGAGAUUCCCUUCUGGCGUUAGCCGAACACACAAAUACGCUUGAAGGGUUAUGCUUCAAUCGAUUGAAAGAUGUGGAUGAUGAGGUUGUUUCAGCAUUCGGAAGGAAUGCGUCAUAUUCUUUAAAGCAAUUACGUGUGUACAGCUGUAGAUCGGUUAAAGGUUGGGGAGUGAUGGAAUUUGGUGGGAUCAAAGGGUUGUCAUUGAUGAUGGAUACCUUAGGCUUGGAGCAAUUGAGCGGAAUCUGCGAAUAUUGUAAAGAUCUUGAAGAUCUGACUCUAGAUGUUCGAAGGAUCGUUACAGCCGAUUCCACUAUGGACAUCGUCCGCGAAAUUUCCAAGCUCACAAAGCUUAAAUCAUUAGCGAUUUUCUGCGGCAAAAAAUUUCACAGUUCCAAUGUUUUACAGCUUAAAAAAAAUUGCAAAAAAUUAAAACAGAUUAAUUUCUUUAGGAUUUUGGAUUGA
Molecule: messenger RNA, 1185 nt
Organism: Acaulospora morrowiae
Lineage: Eukaryota; Fungi; Glomeromycota; Glomeromycetes; Diversisporales; Acaulosporaceae
Source: the annotation of a GenBank genome assembly